UGAGUCACCGGUGAGCGUAACACGAAAACACACAAUAUUACCCGAACAGGCAUCAUACGUGGAGUGUUUAAAUAAAAUGAUAAGAUAAAGGAAAAUGUAUCAUCCGAAAAGAAAUAUACGAUCCCACAUAAUCAGAUCGGGUUGUCCAUUACGUACUAAAAUUCGGUGUGCCAUCACCGCCAAAACGAAAAUAAUGUUCGCCGUCAGUUUUGGGAACGUCUGCCUGUGCCUGGUCCUCCACCUGGUGAUAGGGAAAUCAUUGGAUUUGCAGUAUGGAUAUCAAGAAAUAGAAGAACCCUUUCCAAUUUCACAAACAAAUCUAGAAGAAGAGAAAAUACUGGAAUUCGAUCGAUUAUCUAACGAUGGCAUAGAGGAAAUAUGCAAAAAUUUCAAAGUGGCAAUACACAUAAAAGAACCAGAGUCUUAUAUCAACUGUCCUGAACAUUUAUUCGAUAGGAGCAGAAGUUUGGUGAAGAGGAAUGUAGACGAAUUAGAAGGUUCUGGAGAUUCAGACCAGACCGUUACAACAGUGGAUGAUGUGACAACAGACCAAGCUGUACAAUCUAACGCCGAACCAAAAAAGGUCGAAGAUGCUUCAGAACCAAAUGUACAAGCUCCACCAGAAGUUGAACCGAAAUCUGAAGAGCCAAUACCAGUUUCGUCCGAAAAACCUGAAAGUACUCCAAUAGAAAACUUGUUUGAAGGUGGAUUCGACAAGAUAUUGCAGAGUAUACCAAAAGGGCAAAACAGUACUGAUGAUUCCAAAAAUUCCCCUGCUACUUUGAAGAAUUCCAAUCCAAAAGAACAAUCCGAAGGGGAGGAUGCAAAAACCGGGGAAUCCAAGGAAAAACCAUCUGCUGCAUCGCCAAAUACCAUGCUACUGAUAGUUAUUGGUGCUCUAGGAUUGGUAGGAGCAUUGGCAUUCGUCGUAAACUUCUUAAGGAGCAGGAGGGAAAACAGAGAAAUCGACGAAGUUGUUGAAUUAGAGGCUGAAGGGAAGGAACUGAAAGAGAUGAAACCACUGAUGAAAAGCCCCCUGGCUCAAAACGGAGCCAAGUCUUUAGAGUACAUAGAUGCAGACCCACAAAUCCAAGUUACGACAAGGGUGGAACUUGACCGAGAAUCUUAAUUCAGAAUGGAAUUUAUUCAUAAAGUAUUGUUAAUUGCUAGAAACAUCACACCGAUUAAUGAAUCGAUCGAAAAUUAUAGCUGAGUAAGAUCAAGUAAUUUGUAGGUUACACUUUUUUACAAUAAUAAAAUUUGUAGUUUUUA
This is a messenger RNA of Harmonia axyridis, 1272 nucleotides long. RefSeq lists its product as uncharacterized. The record is from RefSeq and is a predicted model, not a curated record. The transcript has 6 exons. Bases 95 to 1129 code for a protein of 344 amino acids. Lineage: Eukaryota; Metazoa; Arthropoda; Insecta; Coleoptera; Coccinellidae.